This is a messenger RNA of Anopheles coustani, 6785 nucleotides long. It is a transcript of the gene tapas, whose product is annotated as tudor domain-containing protein 7A. Bases 236 to 4372 code for a protein of 1378 amino acids. The transcript is spliced from 6 exons. The record is from RefSeq and is a predicted model, not a curated record. Gene Ontology annotation, biological process: spermatogenesis. NCBI's taxonomy places the organism in Eukaryota, Metazoa, Arthropoda, Insecta, Diptera, Culicidae.
CCUCGGACGUGAGCGGUUGCUCGACACUUUCAACGGAAUAAUUGUUGCUGCUGCUAACACAUUUCAAGCGAGAACGGUUAUUUUUAGGUUAACGACGAACGAAAAACAGAAGAAAAAGCUCGAGCAAACAAUUUGAUCCUCGACCGGUCGAUGCUUCCCUCGGGUGGUGCUGCUACAGCUUCCACAAGGUGGAUUCGUUGAGUCUCGGUGUGAUAAGCAAUCAGUGAGCCCGAAAAUGCCUAGCCCGAACGAAAACAAAACGCCGAACCGGAUGUCGCCGGAGGCGAUGGCGGCUGUAAAGGCGAUCCGGGCGCUGGUGUCCUCCCUGAAGGAAACGUCCACCGUGCUCAGCGUGAUGCGUGACUACCGGGCGAUGGAGGGCGAGUCGCUGCCAUACCGGAAGUUCGGCUUCAACACCGUGGAGGAUUUUCUGCGUGCGAGCGGAGAGUUCGUGAUAAAGCAGGCGCCCGGCGACGCUUCCCGAAUCUAUAUCAAACCGAACAGCGACUCGGCCCACAUCCUGCAGAUGGUGUCGGCGCAGAAGACUUCCGCGACUGCGCGGGGUGGCGCGAAACGCUUCGUUGCCCUGCGUCAACCGGCGGGACCGUCGCUGAGUGGUGGGCGCGGGUUCGGUGGAAAUGCGACUCAGUACAGCCGCAUCUAUCAGCAGCUGCCGUACAGUGGCCGAAACAAUGGGAACUCCAGUGUGAGCCCCAAGAAAAUAUCCUUCAAAAAUCCUCCGGCGACGACGACCACGACCACGACGACGGCGAAAACAACCCGUCCGAUCCUCAAAACGUCACCACCCAACGGCAGUGCGGCGGGUGGCAGGAGCGAAACGAACAACAACAAUAAGGCAACGAAAAAUCUAAACGGUCAACAGCAACCACAGCUUUCUUCCGCUGACUUACGGCACGUUUUGAACGAACGGAAUGGCAUCUUGAGCCGCUCGUCGGUGGAGAUGCGCCAGCCUAGCAAGGCGCUGCCGCUUUCCAUUACGAUCAGCAACAACGUUGCACGGAAGCUUCCCUUCGCCUCCGAUAAGACGCCAGUGGCGAAGCCGCAGCAGAAACAACAGGUGCAACAACAGGUGCAACAGCAACAACAGCAAAAACAACAACAACAACAACAGCAGCAGCAAAAACAACUACAGCCGGCGAGUAAGUCAUCGAAGAUUUUACCACUAAUGACCAUCGACGUCAAGCCACCAGAAUCGCUGGUGGCGGCGGCGGCGCCAUCAUUCUCCCCAGUUCCUGUCAAGAGCGUCAAUUCGCGCCUUCUUCUGGCAAAAGCCACAAUGCCCUCUACGACGCAUGAACAAACGCCCCAAACCACCCAUCCUCCCUCAAAUAACAACUUCCAGCGAGCCCAGUCCCUCGACGAGCGGACACCGACGACACCGUCGUAUCACGUUCCUACUGCUGUGCGCAACGUGCCACAGCAGCAAAUAAUGACCACGCCGUAUAGUCCCUUUGGCAUUGUUCCGCUGCCGGCGUCACUUCCCGGGAAGAAAUCGUUGCAGGAUCGCCUCAAGGCAAACCAGCAGUUAGACGAGAAGGACCAGGCACGGUUGCCGUUGCCGCUGCAGCCGCAACCGCAACCACCAAACCCCUUCGAAAGGGCUCUUUCCAUCACGAGCGCCAACGGUACGACUACCAGUGUGCCCAGCAUCAGCGAGCAGAUAAACGCGUUCGCCCCAACGACCAAACCGACCUCGUUCAGCUGGAAUGACCCGAACGCGACACCGGUCGAGCUGCUGGUGAAGUACAGUUGCUACAAGGGCUACGGCCGGCCCGAGUAUCGUUACUACCGGCAGAAGAACGGGCGCAUCCAGUGCAAGGUGACGCUGAAUGGCUCCUCGUACACGACCUACCCGGCCGACUACGGCAACCAGUUCGAGGGGCAGUUCGCGGCCGCGCUCGUCGCGAUCGAAGCGCUCCAGCGCGACGAAUCGAGGCAGACGUACAGCGUGUGUCUCGAUUCCGAUCCGGACAUUGCGAGCACCAUCUACGAGCUGCUGGCGACCUGCCGGAGCGGUAUGUUCAGCAAGAACAUACCGGACGCGUUCCUGGCCGCACACCAUGCGCUCCUGCCCGACCACUGGUUCUCCAUCAUUGACCGGUACUCGAAUCAGCUGUUCCAGCUGGAGGAAACGUCCGGCGAUACGAUUGUGCUAGCGCGCCCGCAACCAUCCGGUUCGGACGUCGAGUCGAACACGUCCGAGGCACGCCAGAUGGCGAUGAAUCAGCUUCCGUUGCCCUGGAACGAGCAGUACUGGAAUCUGUACAUCACCAAUCCCGUUUCGACGGUCGAGGUUUGGGCGCGACUCGUCGGCCAGGAGUACAGUGACAAGAUGGACGCGCUCAUCACGGACAUCGAGAUGUCGAUGCUGAACUUUCAGCCGAAGGCGGAAGAGGUGGUGGCGGCCGUCGGCGAGUACUAUCUGGUGGUGAUCACCGACUGCUGGUACCGGGUGCGCGUGGACGAGAUCAACUAUGAGGCGAACCAGUGCCAGUGCUUCUUUAUCGACAUCGGCGAGCGGGAGCAGCUCGCACUGGAUGCGCUCUACCCGUGCGACCCGAAGUACCUGCAGCUACCGGGACAGGCGAAGUGCUUCUCGCUCGACGGUCUGGAGGAUUUCAGCGAAAACCCGAAGGGAAAGCACCACCUGCAGGAUUUGCUUGCCGGGCGCGUCUUUAUCGCGCAGGUGCUGACGAAACGGGAGGACUACGAGGCUGCGGAGCAGAGCGACGGUCCGGACACGUGCACGCUCAAACUGAUGCUGUACGACACAUCGACGCAGAACGAUGUACUGCUCAAUCCGAUCAUACUGACGCGCAUCUGCGACGACACGCCGACACCGGAGCUCAACCUGAAGGUGGUCAACUACGUCACCAUCUCGUACGUGGACGACCAGGGCGACGUGUACUGCCAGAAGGCCGGCAACAUGAAGUACAUCCAGAAAUUGAUCACCAACCUCACCCAAUCGAACGCACUCGAGGGUGAAUACCGUGGUUUAUACACAUCGACGUCUGAAACGUUGCUACAUCAGCGGCUGUACCUGGUGCAGGACGAAACCGACGGCAAGUGGUACCGGGCGGCGCUGGACGCCAAAGAGUCCGGCCCGAACUGCCGGAUGCUGUACGUGGACGUCGGGUGUCGGCGGCGCGUGAACGUGGCCAACAUCUACCGGCUGGAGAUGAUCAGUCUGGCCCUGAACCGCUACCCGGCGCAGGCAAUCCGGAUGCGAAUGUUCGAGCUGCCGGACUGCAGUGAGCCGCAGGUGUUGGCCCGGCUGCGCGCCUUCCUCCGUCCGGCCAUGUCGGCGAUGGCGAAGGUGUUCGGCAUGGAAACGGGCACACUGCCACUGGUGAAGCUGUACGUGCAUGUGGCGGACGGUGGCGAUGAGGGCAAGAAGAUCCUGGUGUGCGUGAACGAGGCGAUCAAGAUCGAGCAGGAGCUCGAGAUCAACUCCGAGCUGAUCAACUCGCCGCGUGUCGCCGAGGGUUCGAUCCCUUCGUCCUCGUCGGACACGGAAACGACAGUCGGCACGAUAAACUCCCAGUCCACCGGUGGUUACACGCUCUCCAGUGCCGACGGGAAGGAUCUGUCCAACCGCUUCGACGGGCUUAACCUCAGCCCAACACCGUUGUCCCCCGAGAUCGCUGCAAAAAAAUCUAGCUCCACACCGACGGCCUCCACAACGGCUACGACCAACGGCGAGCGGAAAGAAGCGAUUGCCAAGCUGGCCAAAGUAACGCUCCCGGCCGUCGGCAAGCUGUUCGACGUGAAGGUAACGAUCGCAUCCAGCCCCAAGUUCUUCAUCAUCCAACCGUACGCGCAAGCGAAGCAGCUGGAUCAGCUGAUGCAAGAGCUGCAGAAAUUCUGCAUGACGAAAGCGCAACCCGUCCGGAAGGAUCAGGUCCGCCAGGGUGAAGCGUACGCCGCACUGAACCGUGACGGGCACUGGUACCGAAUCACGGUGGUGAAUAUCAUCCUGUUCGGACCGACACCGAUCCACGCUUACUUCUGCGACUUUGGGCUGGUAGCGAUGCUGGAUGUCGCGAACCUUCGGGUUUUGCCGGCCAAGUUCCGCGUGCUGCCACAGCAAGCGAUCAAGGCGAAGCUCUACGGCGUUAAGCCAACCAACAAAGACUGGGUGACCGCGGACGCAGUACGCUUCCAGCAGCUUACGACCGAGCGUAAGUUCGCCAGCGUCGUGCGAAAAGUCGAGGAGGACGAGUUCAACCGGCACGAGGAGCUGGUCGAGCUGGAGCUGAUCGACGUGUCCACCGACGACGACAUCCUCAUCCACAAGGUGCUCGUGGACGAGGGUCGUGCCAUCUAUACGGCCGAGGCGCAUACGGUGUGAGCAAAACCACAACCUAACCUGAUCGAGUUAUCGUAUCGUCGUUCAUCUCAUCGUAAACACUCAUUUAACCACAACCAUAUUUAACGAUCGUGUUAAGCAUUCCAUGGUGGUUAUCUACUCAUCGAUAUUUAUUAUAUACGCUACUUACGUUAAAGGCGAUCGAGAUUUUAGCACCCCCGCUAUUUUCAACUAAGCCACGCCAAAAUGGUGUCCCGAAGCAAGUUGUGUGGAAGGAUCGAAUCCUUUACACAGCAAACCAUUUUGUAAUCAUGUGGCGCUGGCAGGAUGGCGUAAAUUAUUAUUUCAUUUUCCUUUUUUUUAAAGAAUUGAAUGUUUAAGACGCGUACAGCUAUUAUAACUUCAAGACUUUUCGAUUAUCUAAUCGCACGAACGCUAACGCUACCAACGCUAUCCCGAUGGUUCAAUGUUUAGAGAACAUUACUAACCCUUGCUGGGAAGCGCGAAAAAGCGUCCCUUAAUUCUUUUCAUCUUGCGAUUCUUGUUUUUUUUUUAACUAUUUCUUGUACGACAAGAUUAUCGAGCGAAAUAUUAAUAUUAGAAAGAUAGAAUUUAAUGAAAGCAAACGAAGUGUGUGGGAAGCAGGAUUUCCUUUCUCUUCUGACGGUUCAGGGGGAAAACGGUACACGCACCGUUUGGUGGGACGAUAAAGAUCCACAAAUUAGUGCAGCCAAAUUUGUGAUGCUGAAGAAAUACAGAAUGUAUUAUAGGAACGCGAAAAUUUGCCAAAAUUGUUUUACCGGCUUGCUUUGAUCGGUAAUCUUUUUCCGUUCGGUAUUGAAUAAGGAGCGAACAUUAUUAAUCAUGGCGGCUAUCGAAGGUCGCAUACGUUGUAUUUCUUUGAAACCUUCCCAUCGGGCAUCUAAUACUGCAAGGGAAAACGAGAAGCAGUAAAUAAACCUAGCGUAAGCGAAUGAUGAAUGAUGGAAUGAAUUAGUUUGAAAGCAUAUUUUUUACACGAUAAAUCAUCCAAAGGAUGGCGGGGAUUGAAAGCUUCUCGAGAAAGAGCUAAUUUGCUUGCAAACAAGAAGUCCUAGACUUCGAGACUUUUGUGAUUGUGAUACUGCUGAAUCAAACAAACAACAAAAAGCAAUUUGUUGGUUGUCUGUUUUCAGGCGUUUUGUUUUUCGAUUGGAGAUUGAAUGUUUAUUUUUUUUAAACACAAACAUGGGAUAGAUAUAUUUAACGUUGAAGUGGUAUGAUCGCGAAUAAUCAAGGACGAGAGACUGAGAGGCCGGAAGACGGAGGGAAAAAUGAAUUAAGGAUUUAAUUCAAGUGCCUGACAGAAGGAUACUAACGUACGGAAGUAAUUGUUUGCGCACGCGAAUUCUGACGAUUUCAAUUGCACCAUUUCUCCCGUGUUUGGUUGUGUCUUUACAAUAACGGCUCUUUAUAUUCCGCUGUUUGUUGAUGCUCGAGAGCCACAAUGUUAUUUUUAAUUAGUUAUUUAUCAAACGCAGCUCGUAAACAUUAUAGGUGUUUUUUUUUUCUAUUGUGUUAACACUGUUUUCUACAUCGGGAGGCUAAUACGAAUUCAAAUGGAUGUGAUUGUGAUGCACAUAUUGCCAGUGUGUGCCAACAACAAGGGUCGAUUUUAUGGGAGUUAAACGUUUUUUAAUACUUUUUAUAUUAUCAGUAGUUUUGAUAGCUAUUUCUUUUAUGUUCAUUUGAAAUUAAUGCACGCACGGGUUUCUUCCUUAUUAACACUGUUGAUCUUCUUUCAAUUACCACAACAAUAUCUACUUACAAUUCAUCUAACGAUAGGAAACGGACAAGCUAUCAUAUACUAAAAAGAAAAAGAAAAAAACAGAAAAGUGGUAUGGAUUGGACUUAGAGAUUCCUGGAGAGUAAAAUCAUUUUGAAUUAGAUUUAAAAAACGUGCAUCAUUAAAUCAAUAAGAAAUAUUCCUAGCUUAUCAAAAAUGUCACAUACCACUUGAGUGAAUAACAGAAGAACUACAGUCUAAAGUUACUAUGGAUGAUUACUGAAACAUGUAUUUAGCUAACUGUUUACUGUAUCGGCUUUCCUGUUAUUAUCUAUCUGUGAGGAGAUAUGUCCUUCUAUUGAAGUUCAUUGUGAAAGAUGCGUUGUCUGUUUUAUCCCUAUUUAUCCCCUUCCCCCGUUACACGUUACUACUAUUGCACUUGGUUACUAUUGCACUCGACUUAUUAUUAUCGCAUGUGAUGUCAGUUUUACAUUUUAUAUACCGUUUUUCAUAGUCGCUUUACUACUACUCUUAUUUAGGAAUGUGUUGCAACUACACUGAAAUUAUUAACCCGGAGGGUAAGAAAGUAGUAUGAAAAGAUAUUUAAAAAGAAGAAGAAAAAAAACGAAUGCUCAAAGUUAAAACGAACGACUAAAAACACACCACCAGCAUUAUAUAUGUGUGAACUUU